This is a messenger RNA of Penicillium arizonense, 1158 nucleotides long. Its product is annotated as Gfo/Idh/MocA family protein. The transcript is spliced from 2 exons. The coding region runs from base 1 to 1158 and encodes 385 amino acids. Gene Ontology annotation, molecular function: oxidoreductase activity; nucleotide binding. The record is from RefSeq and is a predicted model, not a curated record. NCBI's taxonomy places the organism in Eukaryota, Fungi, Ascomycota, Eurotiomycetes, Eurotiales, Aspergillaceae. Gene Ontology annotation, cellular component: cytoplasm. Gene Ontology annotation, biological process: NADPH regeneration.
AUGAGAGUUGGUGUUAUUGGGGGCGGAGAUGUGGCCCAAAUUGUUCACCUUCCCACGUUUGCAUUCCUGUCAAAAUUCUUCAAAGUGAGAACUAUCUGUGACAUCUCCCUGAAGACCGCGACUCAUUGUGCCAAUCGCUUCGGUAUUCCACGCCCGACAACAGAUCCAACUGAAAUAUUCAACGACAGUGAGAUCGAUGCAGUCGUGGUCCUUACUUCGGAUGAGUUUCAUGCACCUUACGCCAUUGCAGCUCUUCAAGCGGGAAAGCACGUACUUGUUGAGAAGCCUGUUACUUUGAGCUUGGAAGCUGCGAAGGAAAUCAACGAUGCAGAGUCCUCUGCGCCAAAUGGUGCCCGUGUUUUUGUCGGCUACAUGCGACGCUAUGCGCCUAGUUUGAAUGCCUUCAAACGCGAAGUCGCGUCCAUUGAUUUUAUCAGGUAUGCCAGAGUGCGUGACAUUAUCGGUCCAAAUGCGUAUUUCAUUGGGCAGUCGGGAGCCGAGCCCCAGAAAUUUUUCGACGAUAUUCCCGCCGAGGCAGGAGAAGACAGGAAAGAGAGGCUGCAAGCGCUGCUAGGUCAAGCCUCGGGAGUUCCAUUUGCAGAGAUUAGCCCGGAAGAGAUGGAGUAUUGUUGUCUUCUUGCCAAUCUUGGAAGCCAUGGUCUCAGCCUGAUGAGAGAGGUACUGGGUGGGCUUCCCGCAGAAGUCCUCGCAUCGACAGAUAACGCUCGGUGGUAUACGACAAUGUUCGAGUACCGAAACAAAUCCAAUAAUGAGCGAUUUACAUGUCUUUAUGAGACUGGAAUUGACUCUGUACCAAGAUUUGAUUCUCAGGUUGCCAUUUUUGGAGAGAAUAAGUGCGUCUCGAUCAAUUACGAUAACCCCUUUAUCAAAGGCCUUGGGAUCACUGUUGAAAUUGACGAGUUGAACGAGCACGGGGAAAGAUGUCACCGAUCACUCCAAACAUCAUACGAAGAUGCAUACUCGGCUGAAUUGAGAGAAUGGCACGACUGCAUUGUCAAUGGAAAAACAAUCAAAACCAGCGGCUCCGAUGCCGUUAAAGAUUUGCACCUUUUCAAGAUGAUGAUGGAGAAAUACCCCUCCCACAAGAGAGCAAAAGGUAGCAGCGGGUCUGAUGGGUUUCUCCCAUCAGGUCCGUGA